UUGCAUACCACUCCAUUGCACUGUGAUUUAAUGUUGGUCCCGUUUAAUUCGGCUUUGAUUUUCAUUUUGAUCUCAUCGCAUUCCCGCUCCCCAAGCAGUGAUACCCGGACCUCCCAGCGCGUGGGAGCAGCUCCCUUCCCUGGGGAGUCUCCUGCACCCUGCAGACCUACCUGUGGUUUGUCGCCCUGGAGGUCCCGCUUUGCUUUCCCCAAAUACUUCUUAAAAGGAAGUAUUGGCCCUCUGCCCCCUUGCCCCUCCCCACGUCGUUGCUUUUAUGUAACAAGUGCACCCGCCCCCUCGCGCUGUGGGAGGUCAGUGCAUGUUCUUGCUUGCGCUGGUGCUGUACCCAAACAUUAAAAAAAAACCCAACCAUGUCUUGUCGUUGAAGAAGACGGGGGUUAAAAUGAACGAAGACCAGAAGGGUAAUGUAAGCUGGCUGUCUCGAGACACGGCGGAUGCCAGCGCGGCAGAGAACGUCUCAGCUGCAGCCUCCUCCCUCAUUCCUGUCGUAGAUCCUGAGCCCGAGCUCGUAGUAAACCCCUGGGACAUUGUUUUGUGUACUUCGGGAACCCUUAUUUCGUGCGAAAAUGCCAUUGUGGUUCUUAUCAUUUUCCAUAAUCCCAGUCUCCGUGCCCCUAUGUUCCUCCUGAUAGGCAGCUUGGCGCUUGCCGACCUCUUAGCAGGAAUUGGAUUGAUCAUCAAUUUUAUUUUUGCCUAUCUUCUCCAGUCAGAAGCUACAAAACUGGUCACAAUUGGACUGAUUGUUGCCUCUUUCUCUGCCUCUGUCUGCAGCUUGCUGGCUAUUACUGUUGAUCGUUACCUCUCACUGUAUUAUGCUUUGACUUAUAAUUCAGAAAGGACUGUCACUUUUACCUAUGUCAUGCUCAUUUUGCUCUGGGGAGCAUCUAUUUGUAUUGGACUGCUGCCUGUAAUGGGCUGGAACUGCCUCAAAGAUGAAUCCACCUGCAGUGUUAUCAGACCACUCACUAAAAAUAACGCAGCUAUCCUUUCAGUCUCUUUCUUGCUUAUGUUUGCCCUCAUGCUACAGCUCUACAUCCAAAUCUGUAAGAUCGUGAUGCGCCAUGCUCAUCAGAUUGCCUUGCAACACCAUUUCCUGGCUACAUCUCACUAUGUGACCACCCGAAAAGGAGUGUCUACUUUGGCCAUUAUUUUGGGGACCUUUGCUGCUUGCUGGAUGCCUUUCACUCUCUAUUCUCUAAUAGCAGAUUACACAUACCCUUCUAUAUAUACCUAUGCCACUCUCCUGCCAGCCACCUACAAUUCCAUCAUCAAUCCUGUAAUAUAUGCUUUUAGAAACCAAGAGAUACAAAAAGCGCUUUGGCUCAUCUGCUGUGGCUGCAUUCCUUCUAAUCUGUCUCAAAGAGCAAGAUCACCCAGUGAUGUUUGACUAACAGCUAGGAGGACGUUAUUUUACAUUUUAUUUUUCACACAUUCCUGCAACACAGUCUUUGGUUUAGAUUCAUUCAUUAAACUCUACAUAUUGGAUUUAUAGUCGAGCCACAGGAUGCACUGACCAUUUUGUAAAAAGAAACCACAUUGACCAAAAUGAGUGAAGUGGUUUAAGGAAGAUUUUCAAAAUCAAAAUAAUCAGUGUUCUUGCAGGUUUCUAAUGUCACUCAGGUUCUUUUGCUGUGGUACAGGUCAUCUAGCCCAGUCAUUCAUAAACACAGUGAUUUUACAUUAACUUUAGUCAUUAAAAAAGUAGACUGAAGAAUUAUUCUUUUUCAAAAUUGUUUUGUGAUUGGGCUCAAUUAUGCUGCAUGUUUGUUUUUUAUUUCUGUUGUCAGACAAUGUGUCUUCUAGCUUUGGUAAGCUAGUAAAAAAGAUAACAGCCUUGAUUUUUGUUAUUGUAAACCAAAUUGUAAAUUAGUGGAACACAUUUCAAAAUAACUGCCCAAUCACUGUUGUUUCACUUAGUAUUUAUUAUAAUAUUUUCUGUGCAACUAGUUUUCUAUAAAUGAGGAGGUACUUAUAUAGGUUUUUAUUCUGUGUCUCAGCAUUAAGUAAGUGGACCGUUAUUUUAAAACGCUGCCUAUUUUCUCCUGAGUUCUGGAUAGAUGCAAGAAUAGAAUAUAUUUUUUGUCUUUCCGAUUGUUUUCUUUCUUUUAAAAAAUCAUUAUAUAUUUUUAUUUAAAUAAGAGACAUCGUGGCUUUUUGUGCUACUGAUUUUUAGGCAAAAUUCCCCAUUGAAGCUGAUGGGAAGUUCUGCUCCAAAAAUCAUUGGAACCAAAUGGCCUUUAGGAAUUAUGCAUACAGCACUUUACGUUUCUUUGAUAGAUUUUUUUUUUUGGUAAAAUGUGCAAGGGAAUAUUUAAUGAAAAAAACCUUGUUAAAAUAAGUUUAGCAUCUACAUUAAAUGGGCCUCUAAAGUUAGUGGUUGAUGCAUAGCUGUUAUUUCAUGUUCUCAUUGUUCUGCUGUGAUUUUAAAUUCUUAAGUUUGAGCAUUUUUGAGAACAUGCAUUCGUAGUGUGUGUACCAAAAAUGCAUAUAUGAAACCGUUUCAGCAACCAUAGUAAUUUUAUUCAUGAGUUGCUCACAUUAUGAUGCUCAGUACUAUAUGCAUAUCAUUUCACCAUGGAAUUUUGGAUUAAUAGUUCUAGUCUAAACAGCAGAACCUCCUUUCUUGAAUAGUUCAAUUUAAGCUGCUUCCAUCCUUUCACUAAAGCCACAGUAGAAUGCAAUAGAACAAAAAUGUGUUCUCAUAAAAAGAUUUUAUCAUUGGGGGGAAAAAACUAACUGGGGGAAAAAAACCCGGAUUUGCAUUUCUUUGUGAAAGUUGAGAUGUAGUCUCAUAUCAGUGCAUGGGAAUUUACAGUACAAGUUGUACUUCCAUUAGCAUUAAUGGGAAUUACAAGCAUUAGCAUUAAUAUGAGGUUAUAUUCUCUUGAAUGUCAAAGUAAAUGUACUGUAUUGUUGCUUCAGUAUCUUCCAUUACAGUUAAAAAAAAAACUCCGAUGUAAAAAUAGCAAUAUAUAAAGUUGAUGAAAAAAUAUACCUGUAUAGUAUAGAUAGUAGAGACUACCGUCUUGCUGACACUGGAGCUUUUCAGAUGGAAUCUGUGUCUUUUCCUGUGAACGUUUGGGUACUUCAGCUUUUGUAGCAAGUUUCUGUGGCAUUAAGAAUCGUAUGCGAUACACAGAGCUAAAUCUCAAAUGUGAAUCAGUCUUAUGUUAUCAGAGAUCUGUACAGAUUUUAGCAGCAAUAAUUGAUUUUUGUUCUAAUGCUAGAUUCAUAUUCUGUUAUUUACCUUGUUCAACCUUAAUGGUAUUUGGCUAUUAAUUUGGGAUCUAAUCAAUUUUAAAAUUGCAUGUCAUUACUCUGACUGAAUGGUGCUCCUACAAUUCUCAUUGGCUUCACCGGGACUUUCAGAUAGACUGAGGGCCAGAUUCCAAAUGGUGCAUACUAUUUGGAAUAUUGGCAUUCUUUAUCCACAUCAGAAUAUUAAUGAAGUUAUAAUCAUGAUGAGUUUCCUGUUGUUUAUAGGAAAGUCACUUUUUAAAAUAACUAUGCUCCAUAUACAUCUGAUUUUAUAAGUACACAAAUAUCAAAUAUUGGAAGCUCUUGCUAAGGUUAUUUGUGAAAAUUCUUAAAUGAAUGGUGCAUAAAGGCCUUGCCAUAAGCUUUGCCUCUUGUAUACAAGUGCCAAAAAACCGUGAUCACAACCACUUACGGUUGUGACCAAAAUUCUAUCCCAAAAAGAAAUGAGUUUUGUGGCACUUCACUACAGGUGCAUACAACUGUAACAUCUGGUCACCUCCCAAUCCUCAACCUAUGUAAACUAUCCCUCACAGUACCCACCUGUGGUAAAAAUGCGUUAAAAGAAAGGAGCCCGAGGACAACAAUGUUUGCUUCCCUCCAACAACUGUCAUCGUGACUUGACCAGUGUCUGUCUCACUCGGUGUGGAACUUAGAGCUGUAGACAGCUUUUCAGAGAAAGAAAUAACACCCUUCUCUUCCGAGCAUGAUUUGGGAGAUCUAUAUGCAGUGGGCUUUUUCCAAACACAAAUUUGAGGAUACCAUCUAGGUUAAAAUUUAGGCUACAGAAGCAUUGAAACUACACAGUGAUAUUCAUCCCUAGGUAAGGGGCAGUUUCUUGUUUCUAGACUCUAGCACUACAGCCCUGCCCAGAUGUGUUGGCACUUGAUUGAUUUGGAUUAUCAAACUAAAGAUAUCCUUAAAUUCAGAAGACUAAGUCCUGAUGCAGGCCAAAAGUUUCAUUGAAGUCAAUGAGCGUGGCAUGUGUAAGGCUGUAGUCCAGAAUGCUUUACAGCAUUACUGUAAUUAUAAAACUUGCAGUAUUGGGCAUACAAUGGAUGGUAUGCGUAUAAAUAAACACGUGUCCUCAUGGCGGGGUUGGGGGGGGCAGGGGGAGGUCAGUUGUUCAUAUCUAAACACUUGCCUCAAUAGUUCAACAGCUAUAAAUGUUUUUUUUAAAAAGGCAACUAUUUUUCAUACCCUGCAGUUCUGGCCAUGUUUCUAGAUAUAAAAACAGUUUAUAUCUUGGGUCCCAAUUCUGAAAGUUGUUCCUUAUAGGCAAAUCUCACAAUCCAAGUGGUGCCCCUCUGAAAUAGAAGGGGCACUGGUGAGGCGCAGAGAUCUGCCCCAGGGUAUAUGUUUUUAUGCUGCAAUGAACAGUAUUGAUGCCUAAUGCUACAUGAUGUGGUAAAUUGACAAUUCUAAGCAAUACUGGGUUUUUCACACCUUGAUAAUCAACACAAGUGUUUUUAAAAACACUGCAGAAUUUAAUCGAAAUAAUUUAAAACAAUGUUAAAAAUUCUUAAGAUGCUCAACCUUCAGGUUAUAUGUUUGAUGGAAAAAUGUACUACAGCCAUUGUUUCCUGUCAAGAUCAUGAAUGCUCUCAAGUCAAGCGGCUGAGAGUAAAUGUAGUUAAAGCACACUAAUUUUGGUAGCCAACAGCAGACUCAGGAGUGAUACAGCUAAAAAUCACAUCCAGAUUCAUGUGGCUCCCCAGUUCAAAGGUCCAGGUACUCAUUUACAGCUGGGUCAACUUGGUGCAGCUGCUGGCACAAGUCCAGGGCAAGGCUCAAACUCAAAACUAUAGUGAUGCUUUAACUGGCCUGCUCCUGCAUCUUGCAGAGCUCCACGUUCCCAACCUAUCCAUUUCUAUUAGAUUCUUGAUUUUUUUUUUUUAACAUUUAAAAUAUUAGCAAUAAUGAAAACAAUGUUUUUAUCAUAAGAGCAAUAAAAUCCCAUUAACUUACUGUUUGUAUAAAGCUGUAGAGUAGAUUCAUAGCAAUAGCAAGGAAGCAAUAAAUUCGUUAGGCAAAAAUUAAUUUCAAGUACUAAAUUAAACCCGUAGAAUGAACAUGUAUAGAUAGAAGUCUUCCUUUGUUUGGCAUUAAUUAAAGGACCAGUAUAGGACAGUGUUUCACCUGGGUUUGCAUUAUGAUAAUUUAAGUUAUUGUAUGGAAUUAUUUACUGAUAAGUUUUAUCUCAGUUUUUGUAUCUUUAAUUCAUUAGAACUCCCAGAGAGCAUUAUAGUAUAGCACAAGAAAUUUCUAUUAAAUGUAUUACUUCAUGUGGUUUAAGAUUUAGGUUUAGUUGCAGCAUUAAUUAAUGCAGGAUUUCUGGUUUUAGGCUAACACUGAUAUACUUGCUUUAACAGAAGAGGCUUUCAUAAAACCUAUGUUGAAGACACCCAUAUUUACAAGGCUUGCCAUGUUGAAAACCAUAAAGUUCCUCUGUGCUCCUUGGCAGCUGAUUGCUGAUAUUUGGCUUUGGAAAGAAGUUUUUGGCAUAAAUGAAGAAAAAUUCCCUAUGAUGUAUGGAUGUAUUUGAAGCAGGCUGACAGGUCUCCUUUGCAGUUAUGCUGGGAAUGCUGUAGAGGUGCACCUAUACAUCAAUCUGAUAUCGGAUCGGCACCAACAUAAAGAAAAUUUACUGUAUUGGAAAUCAGCCUGAUGUGGCCGAUAAUUUGGCCAGUA
This is a messenger RNA of Gavialis gangeticus (Gharial), 5967 nucleotides long. It is a transcript of the gene GPR12, whose product is annotated as G protein-coupled receptor 12. Gene Ontology annotation, cellular component: membrane. The record is from RefSeq and is a predicted model, not a curated record. The coding region runs from base 320 to 1408 and encodes 362 amino acids. Gene Ontology annotation, biological process: G protein-coupled receptor signaling pathway. NCBI's taxonomy places the organism in Eukaryota, Metazoa, Chordata, Crocodylia, Gavialidae. Gene Ontology annotation, molecular function: G protein-coupled receptor activity. The transcript has a single exon.